Molecule: messenger RNA, 2085 nt
Organism: Sinocyclocheilus anshuiensis
Lineage: Eukaryota; Metazoa; Chordata; Actinopteri; Cypriniformes; Cyprinidae
Product: leucine zipper putative tumor suppressor 3-like
Exons: 6
Coding region: 216-1832 (538 amino acids)
Biological process (GO): regulation of dendritic spine morphogenesis
Cellular component (GO): dendritic spine
Source: RefSeq, a predicted model, not a curated record
CUCCUCCUCAUCAUCAUCAUCAUCCGAGACCUGCUCCUGACAAGAUACACGCCGCUCGGUUUUAUGGACGCGACGCGACCGGCUCGGUGAAUGAACGCGGCUGACGCGACGCGCGUCGCUGUCCGCGGUGCUGAAACAUGUGUGUCUGGAGGUCGGGCAGCUGCGAAGGCCCAUGCGGAGGCUCGCAGCGCUGAGUGACGCACUGGUUCCCCAGCAUGGGCAGUGUAGGCAGCGGAGUGGCUGGUGAGCAGGAGUUUGCCAUGAAGAGCGUGGGCACUCGCACCACUCUCCCUCGUGGCCCUCCUCUGUCCCGUCUCCACGCACCUCCCUCCGCCUCGGACGGCCCCAGCGACAGCACAGCCACGGAUCGAGGCCAACUCAACAUCGCCUCGUCUCGGCCCAGCCACCGGGACAAGGCCGCACACAGAACCGGAGGAGUGUCUCUGGAUGCUUGCGGUAACGUGGUGGGUCACGGCGCGGAGAAGAACCACGAGGUAAAGGGCAGAGACGGGAACAACAGCAAGAGAGACAGUCGCACGCCACCCAAGAUCCUCACUGUGUCCGGCAAACUCGAGCAGGUGAUCCACAUGCGGCGUAACCUGGACCAGAGCGAGGCGGCCAUCGUGCAGGUGUUCGAGGAGAAGCAUUGCGUCUGGGAGCGAGACAUGGAGGAGCUGAGGCAGAACUACGCCGGCCGUCUGCAGCAGGUGACCCACCGAGCCCAGCGCACACAGCAGGCCCUGCAGACCCACAUCGCCCGUCUGCAGCAGGACAAGGGCCGGCUCCAGGAGGAGAUCAGCGCUCUGCUCGCACAGAGAGAGGAGCUGGAGCACAAGUGUCUGGAUUACCGCAAGGAGCAGGCGGAUAUACUGCCUCGCCUGGAGGAGACCAAGUGGGAGCUGUGUCAGAAAGCGGGCGAGAUCUCUCUGCUGAAGCAGCAGCUGCGGGAGAGUCAGAACGAGGUUACGCAGCGUGCCGGAGAGAUGGUGGCCCUCAGGGGUCAGCUGAAGGAGCUCAAGGGCCAGAUGAAGGAGCGCGAGGAGACCGUGAUCGGCCUGAAGGACUCGUACACCAGCAAGAGCCGCGAGCUGGAGAGAUGUGAAGGAGAACUGAAGAGAACGCUGACAGAGGUGUCGAUGUUGCGUGACAAGCUGGUGGUGUUCGAGGCCGAGGUUCUGGGUCUCAAGCGGGCUCUGAGCGAGCUGAGCUGCAGGAGCGAUCACGCCGUGUGUCUGAGGGACAUCAGUGGCAGCAGCAGCUUACCGUGGGCCGGCCUGCACACGCCCCGCUCGCCCGAAGCCCUGCCCAUCGACAGCUUCCUCAGCCUGCAGAGCGACGAGGCCAAAGCGCAGCGGCAGGAGGCGGGAGAGCUGCGGCGGCAGCUGGAGAGACUGCAGGGCGAGCUGCACCUGGAGCGGCAGCAGAGAGAGAGGCAGGGGCUCACCCUCGCUCAGGAGCGACACACCUGGCAGGGAGAAAAGGAGCGAGUGCUGAAGUACCAGGCGCAGCUGCAACUCAGCUACGUGGAGACGCUGCAGAGGAACCAGGCGCUGGAGGAGCGGGUCGGCCAGCUCGGAGCCAAACUGGGCACCUCGCCCGGAUCACCCGUCAGCCUCUCCAUCCCCGUUCUGGGCGAGAAAGAGCAUGUGCUGAAGUAUCAGGCGCUGGAGGAGCGGGUCGGAGCUAAACUGGGCCCCAGGCCCGGAUCGCCCGUCGGUCUCUCCGUCCCUGUUCCGCUGACCGCCGAUGAUCCCAAACCGAUCCUGCAUCAGCUGGCGCCUCCGUGGCCCGGACCUACUCGCCUGGAGCGGAUCGAGUCCACGGAGAUUUAGACACGAGACAAUCGACGCGAGACUGUUCUGUGUGAAGACUAAAGAGGGCCGAGAUCAGCCUGUGUUACUGCAACACAUGAAAGAAUUACGCAGUUGGGAAUUAAAAGUGAUGCACAUUUCUCCAGCUUUUAAUCUUCUGAGAUCUCUUUUGGUUAUCAGUGAUAUGGAGGGGAAAUGUUUCAGUAGUCUGUGUGGGCCGUAUGGGACCGGUCAAAAGCUUUGGAAUAAUUACAAUUAAUGUUUUUGAAAGAAG